UAAUACUUCAGCUGCUGUUUAGACGUACAGUGUUAAGCAGUUAUUUCUUUACCAGCCAACACUGUAUUUGGAGAAAAUACAAGUCUUAAGAAACAAGAGAAUUAUCAGGCAACAUCUUAUGUGAUUAUGGCAGCAUCCCACAAGAUUGCUUUUAAAGAGAUGCCUGAUAGCCCAGCAGUCUCCCCAGGAUUUGGUUCAGCAACAUUGGGAAACCUACAACAGAGUCAAAAGAACAGCACUGAGAAUCUGAGAGGAAACCUAAGAAACUAUAGUGAAAGAAGGCAGGAUUUUAAUAGACAGGACUCCUAUGGUCAUGAAGAUGGACCUGAAAUGAGGAAUAUAAGCAAAAACAGUCCAUGUCCUGGAUUCACACCUAACCAGAGUUCUGAAUGCUGCAUCAGUAAUGCUAAAGAAAAAUCCAGGCAUCACCUAACAGAACAGGGUGAUUCUGCAGAGAAUGUUUCUUUUCGUUCUUUGCAAGACAAAUCUUUAUAUUCUUGUCAUUCUGAAGAACCAGAAAAUCAAUCAUCAAGAACACAUGAUGCAAGUAGACAGAGUGGCCUGAAACAAGCAGAGAUGCAACAGCAACGAAUUGAUUUAGAGACAAUCGAUAAUGUCAUAGGAGAUGAGCUUGAUGGUAAAUCCUCUUCUGGCCAUCACUCUUGUAAUCAUGCUCUAGAAAGCACAGCCCCAGAGACACAUGUUCCAUCACUUUUACAGAAUCCUGUAAAAUUACCUGAUACAGCCGCAGAAGGAAUCUCUUGUUUAAAUCAGUCCAGUCCAAGGAGGUCACAGUCAGAGCAUUCUCUUACUGAAAGCAAAAAUGAAAUAAAGUCUAAGUUGCAGCCCGUAUCUUGCAGCAAAAGUGUUGAGCAAUUAAUUAGUACACCGAUUGAGACUACCGCUUCCCAAUUUUCCUCCUCCUCCUCCUCGUCAUCCUCACCUUCCAUUUCAUCACUGAUAGAAGGCAGAACUCUGGGGUCAGAACAAAACAAUCACUAUAUAGAUUCCAGUAAUGCUUCCAAGCCCAGUAUACUACCAACUGGUGGCAACGUGCCCAUCCAAGCUGAGGCUACAGAGAUGGAUGGAACUCAAAACAGCCAUGUGACUCUUCUCAGGGCCCUGCUCACUGAAAAAGACGAGGAUCUCAAUCAGCUCAACAAAGAAAUGAAGAAACUUCAGCUCAUCAACAAGCAACUAUUAGAGGAACAAAGCUUAGGAAUGUCAACAAAUAAAAGAUUUCAGGACAAGACUAACAAAGCUCUUGAAAACAAGGUAAAAGGAGACACAACUGACUCUAAUCACACUGCACCCGUAGUGCUACAGCAAAGAAUCGAGGAUCUAAACAGAUACCUCAAAGAGCUUCAGGAGGCCAAUGGUAAUGCUGUCAAUGAACUCAUGAAGGCUGAUGAGGAAAUCUCCCAACUGAGAGGUGAAAUGGCUAAACUAAGAUCAAAAUAUGCUGAAGAGCUGCAGGAUGCCAAGAAACAGAAUGACUACCUUAAAGAUAAGAUUAACAGAUUGCAUUACGAUCUAUCCAAAUUUACUUUGGAAGAGGAUGCUUUUGGCUUAUUGGAUGAAAUCCAUCAAUUACGGAACGAGUCCCGAAAGCUCAGAGAAGUCAAUCACAAACUUGAUGAAGAAAACCGUCAAUUAAAAGAAGUGCUGUGGGAUUUCAAACAAGAGCGGAAAUGGCUGUCAAAGAAAAUCUUCAAGAAAAAGAGGGUUGAAACGGCCAAAAGGGGUAGUGGUGCAAAAUCUCCAAAGAAGUUGGACCUACCUAAAAAACAACAGGAGACUGACAAACAGAAAAGGUCUUCUCUUCUAUUCCAGUCACAAGAAACAUCUCUGUCUUCACAGUUCAAAUUUGAAUAUUUCAAUAUUGAAGAGAGGAGUGGUUCAAACAAAUCGAGUGAGCAAGUGACCUUUGAUCAAGGGCUACAAACAUGGGACGAUGAAGACAAAAACCGAGCUACAUGCAACGCCUCACCCAUUUCAGUGGCUAGUGACAACACAGAGGCUCUCCUUGCAUCUUGCAAUGAAGUGAACUUUGAUCAAGCCUCAAAUUCAAACAAACAGCAACUCAGAGGUAAUCUGUGUGACGUAGAUGGGGCGAGCGAUGAUGAUAUGUCAUCUGUAAGCCAAGUUAAUGGUCAACAUCAGUUUCCACCAUGUUCCAGUUCAAUUCCUUGUAACUCCACAACUUCUUCUCCUGGUUUUUGGAUCAACUGCCUCAACAGAAAAAACACAGGGAGGUUAGUGAGGAAAGGUCUUCGGCAAUUAAGGCCCAUUGAUAAAGGAGUAUUGCACCGACGUCCAUUCGCUCCCAGAAGCAUUGCAGAUCUGAAAAUUGGGCACCUCGUUAAAUUCUCCCGACCUGCAGGGAAAAUCAGCAAAGGAUUGAUUAAAUACUUGGGUCACUUACCAGGUCGACAGGAAGCAUACCUGGGUGUGGAACUGGAAGGCGACGAAGUAGGACGGCAUAAUGGAACAUUUGAAGGAGUUCGUUAUUUCAUUUGUAAAUUGAACAAAGGUGUCUUUGUCAACUUCAAUAAAGUUAUUAUGGCGUGGGAGUAGAAAGGAAGGAAAAUAACUUCUGAAGUGAAAAACAAAAGAAACCACCGUCUUUCUACCUGGACCUAGAAUUUCUUCAAUUGUAAAAUUGUGAAUUUAUACUUCUCAGAGACAGGGAUGUCAUACGCCUCAUUUUAUCUUGUUUGUAGAAGAGGCUAAACUGGACUCAGUGAAACUUCUCUGUUCUUGCAAGAAUACCAGCGAUCGAGUUACAACAAUUUGUGGGAGAAUUGGAGUUGGAUUAAAAUUAGUCCCUGAAUUGUUUGAAGUAUAAUUUCAAAUAUGCCAAACUAGCAAUGUAGUAAAAAAGCUAACAACCCAAUUGCAAUGUCUAUCAUAUGUAAAAUGACAGGGGUUUUGUAAAUUAAGCUGCGGUCAUCUCCAAUUUUCCUGUUUGCAUGAGAGAAGAAAACUCAUGAAGUACAUGAAAACCAAUGGGUGCAAAGGUUGGCUAUGCAAUCUGAGCAGACCCAGAAGCAAACAUCCUUGGAAAAUAUUGAAUAUAUGAAGACUUAUGCUUAUUGGUUCAAAUUAAAUAACAUGCUUCAGUAAACUGCCCUCUCAUUUCCAGAGAUAUCCCUGAUACCUAGCAUUAUUCUUACCUUUGUUGCA
Messenger RNA from Hemiscyllium ocellatum (epaulette shark), 3186 nucleotides. RefSeq names its product centrosome-associated protein 350. NCBI's taxonomy places the organism in Eukaryota, Metazoa, Chordata, Chondrichthyes, Orectolobiformes, Hemiscylliidae. The transcript has 12 exons. The coding region runs from base 127 to 2577 and encodes 816 amino acids. The record is from RefSeq and is a predicted model, not a curated record.